UUUCCCUCAGAGUGCCAACCACACAAUGACAGAGUGUGUCUGAUAGAGCAACAUGUCAAGUUCUGGAUGUUUUAUAUGGAUUUUCUUCUCCUCGUGGGGGAUAAUUACAGCCAGUGUAGAGACUCUACCUCAUGUCAUAAAGUACCAAACAGUGAUACCUCAGAGGCUGAAGGACUCAUCUCUUUUUAAUGAUGAUGUUGCUGCUGCUACAGACAAGAAAUACCCUGAUGCACUGCAGUACUCUAUAUGGAUCGCAGGGCAAAACCACACUCUGCAUUUGGAAAAGAACAAGAAUCUAGUGGGUAAAACCUUCUCUGUGACACAUUACUCUGAUCAGGGAGACCAAAUCUCAACCACUCCAGAUCUAAGUGUUCACUGCUACUACCACGGACACAUCGUGGGAGUGGAGGACUCCUCUGCCAGCAUUGGACUCUGCUCAGGAAUAAAGGGGUUUGUGCGCCUCCGGGACCAGACGUACCUCAUUGAGCCUCUCGGUACCGAGGCAGGACAGCAGGAUGACGGCCAGAGUGCCGACACUCACAGCGAUGAGGGUCUUCAUGCUGUUUACAACUACAAACACCUGAGGAGGAAGAGGAGCCUCUGUUCCCAUGGAAACACGACCACUUUCUACGAUCAUGUAGCUCGUCCGUCUGGACUGUUCCGGCUCGCCAGUCUGAAAAGCAGAGCUCAGAAAGCAGAGCGAACGAAGAGACCCAGGACGGUGGAGCUGGUUGUUGUGGUUGACCAUAGAGAGUAUAAGAAGUUUGGCAGUAAGAAGACAAUAGAGGCCAGAGCGCUUGAAAUAGCAAACCACGUGGACAAACUCUAUCGCCCUGUGGGCGUUCGUGUGAUGCUCGUCGGCCUGGAUAUCUGGUCAUACAGAGAUCAGAUACAGGUCAGCACUGACCCUGAGGUCACCCUCCGUCGCUUCCUUGAGUGGCGUCAGCAGCACCUUCUGCCGAGGACCAAACAUGACAAUGCGCAGUUCAUAACAGCUGUGGAUUUUGAUGGCUCCACUGUAGGCUUAGCAAACACCAAUGCUAUGUGCACCUCUAACUCUGGAGCUGUCAAUGAGGACCAUAACACUAACGCAAUUGGAGUGGCUUCCACCAUUGCACAUGAGAUGGGUCACAACCUGGGCUUGUCCCACGACACUGAAGACUGUGUCUGUGGCACUUCUGUGUCAAAAAAAGGCUGCAUCAUGUCAGAGAGUGUUGGCUUAAAGUAUCCGGAGCUGUUCAGCAGCUGCAGUCGGCAGCAGCUCAGCAAGUUCUUGAAGGAGAUCAACCCGGCAUGUCUGCUCGAUACUCCUUCCACCGAUCGAGUUUAUGGGGGCCCCGUGUGUGGAAAUGCCUUCUUAGAGCCUGGAGAGGAGUGCGACUGCGGCACGGUGGAGGAAUGCAAGAAUCCCUGCUGCAACGCCACCACCUGCAAACUGAAUGCAGGAGCCCAGUGUGCAGAGGGAGAGUGCUGCCACAACUGCCAACUGAAACCGACAGGCAGCGUCUGCCGACCGAAAGCAGGAGACUGCGACCUGGCAGAAUAUUGCACUGGCUUCUCUGCUGUCUGUCCGACUGACGCCUACACCCAGAAUGGCCUGCCGUGUAACCAUGGAACAGGGUACUGCUACAAUGGACAGUGUCCUUCACGCCGGGAUCACUGCAAGAGGCUUUGGGGACCAGAUGCUGAAGUCGCUUCAGAUGCUUGUUUCUAUCUGCAUGGAAACUGCAGAAAGGCACACUUUAACCAGAGAUGCCCAGGCCGAGAUCAGUCCUGUGGUACACUUUUUUGUUCCGGCGGAUGGGAGUUCCCUGUGACAUCCAGGAAGUCCUUUUACAAAGUAGGAAAUGGAGACAUGUGCAAUGUGGCAACUAUGAACCCUGAAGAUAACUACCCCGAAGAUCUGGGCAUGGUACCUACUGGCACUAAGUGCGGCAACAACAUGGUAUGCUACAAUCAACAGUGUCAAGAGAUAAAAAACAUAAAAAUGUAUGGAAGAAAUGACUGCUCUGCCAAAUGCAACAACCAUGGGGUCUGCAAUCAUGAGAGCAAGUGUCACUGCGAUCCUGGCUGGGCUCCACCUUUCUGUGAUGUGGAGCAGUCCGAGCUGCCUCAAGAGUCAGGCCUGGUUAAGUUCAUAGUGUCACUGGUGGCUGGCUUACUUCUGCUUUUGCUCGUGGUUAUCGGGAGUUUGAUGUGGUACGUCAGAAAGAGACAGCCUGCGAAGAGAUACCUCCCAUCUUCCGCGGGACAGUUCAACCCGUUGUUUCGGUCGAGCAGCGAACGACGCAGGCCUCCUCUUGGAUCAGCACAAAUCAGCCAGCCUAAAUUUUUGGAGUCGUCGGCCACUCAAGCAUGUAAACCGCUCUUCUCUGCUCCUACCAGACCACAGACUGGAGCACUAAAGCCCAGCCGAGCAGCUCCAGAGCCGCCCAAGAAAGCAGCAGCCGUACCCCAGCCAUCAGUGUUUCAGCAGGCUAUAAAGCCAUUCACGCAGGCUCCAGCUGUUUCAAGAAAGCCAAUCUUUACUGAGAGUAAGCCACUGCCUCCAUCGAGACCUCUGCCACCACUCACAACAAAGCCAAUCAUGAAACCAAAGCCUCCAAUGCCUCCAGCGAAGCCAAAGCCCUCUGCAGUCCUGUCUUCAUUGCCUCACACUCAGCUGCUCGGCGGGAGGGCUGCCCUGAUGCCUCCCAGCAGGCCCAGAUGACAGUGGGACUAAUUCAUCGAGGUGUAAACACUGAAAUCCUCUGACAGAGGACAUUGUUUUUGUCUCACCUAAAAGGACCAAGAAGAUCCUGUCUGGAGACGCUCGUCUGUUUUAAAGUAGAAACAGGAUCCGCUGAAGAAUCGGCAUUGUUAAGCGACGCAGCUUUUGUGGUCUCCUUGAGGAUUACCACUGCUUAUGUACACCUUCAGUAUGUUAAUGAAAACCUGAAGUAAUGAUCAACAGACUCAUAUUCUGUGCUUUAUGAACGACAAAUGGCUCUGCUGCCAUGACGAUUGUUUAGUUUUAGUCUUUUUAAAGGGAAACAUUUGGUUUUUGGGUUUGUUUGUUUUUUGCCUAAAUCCUGGGAUAUGUGAAGAUUUUAUAAGGUAACUGCACUAUCAAUGCUGUAACUGUUCCUUUUCCCUUUUCCCUCACAUUUUUUUUGGUACUGCAUCUCUCACAAAUAUGGUUGUUAAGGGAUUUUAAAAUGUGGCAUGAGCACUUUACAGGUAGAUUUUUUAAUUGAAGAAGGUCUUUUCUUGUAAUUUUUUAAAAACUCUUUGUACUGACCUGUCUAUGCUUGACUGUGUGACUGAACCAGUACAUGUAUCUGUUUUAUUUUGCGUGCUGACCUGAUAAAUGUCAAAGGAUACUGAUUAUUCUAUGCAGCAGACAUGAUCACAAAGUCCUUUCACUCAUAAUACCAAUGAUGAGAAUUCAACCUCAAUUUGUCUUUAAAUCUUUCAGUUCUGAAUGUUCUAAUUUAUUGGCUUGCAAUA
This is a messenger RNA of Pelmatolapia mariae (spotted tilapia), 3489 nucleotides long. It is a transcript of the gene adam8a, whose product is annotated as ADAM metallopeptidase domain 8a. NCBI's taxonomy places the organism in Eukaryota, Metazoa, Chordata, Actinopteri, Cichliformes, Cichlidae. The record is from RefSeq and is a predicted model, not a curated record. The coding region runs from base 53 to 2710 and encodes 885 amino acids. The transcript is spliced from 25 exons. Gene Ontology annotation, molecular function: cell adhesion molecule binding; metalloendopeptidase activity. Gene Ontology annotation, biological process: positive regulation of cellular extravasation; positive regulation of membrane protein ectodomain proteolysis; inflammatory response.